Molecule: messenger RNA, 1388 nt
Organism: Tarenaya hassleriana
Lineage: Eukaryota; Viridiplantae; Streptophyta; Magnoliopsida; Brassicales; Cleomaceae
Product: dnaJ homolog subfamily B member 13-like
Exons: 3
Coding region: 191-1201 (336 amino acids)
Cellular component (GO): cytosol
Molecular function (GO): protein-folding chaperone binding
Source: RefSeq, a predicted model, not a curated record
CCGAAAACAGACGUCAUUCAAAUAAAAGAGCGACUUCUGGAACCUUCGACGGAAUUCUCCAGGCGCUGAGAGGAAACAUGCGUCGGUCUUAAGACCGAACUCUCUCCUCCUCCAAGUGAACAUCGAGCAGCUUUGGGAUCUCUGAGAUUAGGCGAAACUGAAGAAGCGAAAGAGAGAAGCGGAGGGAGGGAUGGGAGUGGAUUACUACAAGGUCCUUCAGGUUGAUCGCAGCGCCAAGGACGAUGACCUCAAGAAAGCUUACAGAAAACUCGCCAUGAAGUGGCAUCCCGACAAGAACCCUACCAACAAAAAGGAGUCUGAAUCCAAGUUCAAGCAGAUCUCCGAAGCUUACGAGGUGCUCAGCGAUCCUCAGAAGAGAGCAAUAUACGAUCAAUACGGGGAGGAAGGGUUGAAGGGGAAUGUACCACCUCCUGAUGCAGGGGGAGCCACCUUCUUCUCGACAGGGGACGGCCCCACCUCCUUCAGGUUCAACCCAAGAAGUGCUGACGAUAUUUUCGCUGAGUUCUUUGGGUUCUCAAGCCCAUUUGGUGGGGGUGGAAGAGGAGGAUCCAGAUUCUCCAGCAUGUUUGGAGGUGAUGAUAUGUUUGCUUCCUUUGGAGGAGGUGGUGGUGGGUCGAUGCAUCAUCAGGGUGGAGCCAGGAAGGCUGCUCCCAUCGAGAACAAGUUGCCCUGUAGCCUUGAAGAUCUAUACAAGGGUACCACCAAGAAGAUGAAGAUCUCCCGGGAGAUUGCUGAUGUCAGCGGUAAAACGAUGCAGGUGGAAGAAAUUCUGACAAUAGACGUCAAACCCGGGUGGAAAAAAGGCACAAAGAUCACAUUCCCAGAGAAAGGAAACGAGCAGCCUGGCGUGAUCCCGGCUGACCUUGUCUUCGUCAUAGAUGAGAAGCCCCAUUCCGUGUUCACCCGUGAUGGAAAUGACUUGGUAGUCACCCAAAAGGUCGCCCUGACAGAGGCCCUGGCUGGCUACACGGUGAAUCUCACGACCUUGGACGGACGGAGGCUGACCAUCCCAAUCAACAAUGUGAUCCACCCUGAAUACGAGGAGGUGGUUCCAAAGGAAGGGAUGCCUCUGCAGAAAGAUCCCGCUAGGAAAGGGAACUUGAGAAUCAAGUUUGUCAUCAAAUUCCCGGCAAGAUUGACAGUGGAUCAGAAGGCCGGAAUCAAGAAGCUUCUGGGGUAGGGUGAUCGUCUUCCCCGUGCCCUUGUCUUCUUAUUCUUCUUGGUGAACGUUGGACAGGAGAAAAAGAUGGAAGAAAGGGUCAGACUUUCGUGUUGUGCUAUAGCAUACAGAAGAGCAGAAGAUGUAUGAUUUAUGUAAUACUUUUUGGUCUGGUCUAAUAAUAUACGAGACAUUCAUGUCUGUGUAA